Messenger RNA from Trichechus manatus latirostris (Florida manatee), 1243 nucleotides. RefSeq names its product apolipoprotein B mRNA editing enzyme catalytic subunit 2 (gene APOBEC2). The record is from RefSeq and is a predicted model, not a curated record. Gene Ontology annotation, molecular function: cytidine deaminase activity; RNA binding. Lineage: Eukaryota; Metazoa; Chordata; Mammalia; Sirenia; Trichechidae. The coding region runs from base 127 to 801 and encodes 224 amino acids. Gene Ontology annotation, cellular component: nucleus; cytoplasm. The transcript is spliced from 3 exons. Gene Ontology annotation, biological process: cytidine to uridine editing.
CUUGGCCUCCUCCCAUCAUCCCCAGCCAGAUUUAGCUGCUGACAGCUGCUGGGACCCUGCCGCCAGGCCCUGGCCCAGACAGUCACCUCUCCUGUCUCUCAGUGACUCCUGAGCCACAACCCCUCCAUGGCCCAGAAAGAAGAAGCCGCUGCAGCCGCGGCGCCCGCCUCCCAGAAUGGGGAGGACCCGGAGAACCUGGAGGAUCCUGAGAAGCUGAAGGAGCUGAUUGAGCUGCCGCCCUUUGAGAUCGUCACAGGAGAACGGCUGCCUGUCAACUUUUUUAAGUUCCAGUUCCGGAAUGUGGAGUACAGUUCCGGACGGAACAAGACCUUCCUCUGCUAUGUGGUUGAAGUGCAGGGCAAGGGAGGCCAAGUCCAGGCAUCACGGGGAUACCUAGAGGACGAGCAUGCAGCUGCCCAUGCCGAGGAAGCCUUCUUCAACACCAUCCUGCCAGCCUUCGACCCGGGCCUGCGGUACAACGUCACCUGGUAUGUGUCCUCCAGCCCCUGUGCAGCUUGUGCUGAUCGCAUUAUCAAAACCCUUAGCAAGACCAAGAACCUGCGCCUGCUUAUUCUGGUGGGGCGGCUCUUCAUGUGGGAGGAGCCGGAGAUCCAGGCUGCUCUGAAGAAGCUGAAGGAGGCUGGCUGCAAACUGCGCAUCAUGAAGCCCCAGGACUUCGAGUAUGUCUGGCAGAAUUUUGUAGAGCAAGAAGAGGGCCAGUCCAAGGCCUUUGAGCCCUGGGAGGACAUUCAGGAGAACUUCCAAUACUACGAGGAGAAGUUGGCAGACAUCCUGAAGUAGGCCACUGGGCUCCGUCUCACGUCUGCCUGCUGCCACCAAGAGACAGCCGUGACAUGUUAUGGCCAUCUGGGACAUACCUGUCUUCCUAAUACCACUUGGAGCCAGACAACAUUCAACACCAGCCAAUCCAACUGGACAAGGCCUUCAGAGGACUCAAAAUACACUUCUCAUGCUGUAAUUCACUUAGGCUGUGCUUCUUUCUAUAAGGCUGCUCUUAGGGGUGGAGGAAAGUGAGCUGCAAGGAAAGAAAUGGCAACCAUAUAUGGGCAGCAGGCCAUCGUGGGGCUGAAGGUCCUAAUUACUCCUCAAGAGGGGCUGCUUAAUGCAAACAGCCUCAGACCCAACGUGCAGCUCUUUGCAAUACAUCUAAAAAUGAAUUUUAUGUUGUUUUUUAAGAAAGAAAAACAGCAGUAUUAAUAAAAGAACUGGUGUGUUUUCUGUG